Hipposideros armiger (great roundleaf bat) is the source of this 1661-nucleotide messenger RNA. It is a transcript of the gene CPLANE2, whose product is annotated as ciliogenesis and planar polarity effector complex subunit 2. The record is from RefSeq and is a predicted model, not a curated record. Gene Ontology annotation, molecular function: GTPase activity; GTP binding. NCBI's taxonomy places the organism in Eukaryota, Metazoa, Chordata, Mammalia, Chiroptera, Hipposideridae. The transcript is spliced from 6 exons. Bases 110 to 928 code for a protein of 272 amino acids.
GCUAGGCAACACGCUCCGAAGCCAAACUCAGGACGGGCGGAAGCAGGCCUGGCCGGCGGGAACACAAGGCGAACUUUUAAAGGGACCUGUUUGUCUGCGGGGACUGCUGAUGCUGAGGGCCCAGUGGCCCCGAGAGUCGGAUAUCAAGGAGGUAGAGGAGAAACAGGGCUGUGUGACCACUCCCGGAGGGUGCCCAGCCAUGGCCAGACCACCCGCGCCGGGCUCGGUGAUUGUCCCAGACUGGCACGAGAGCCCCGAGGGCAAGGAGUACCUGGCCUGCAUCCUGCGCAAGAACCGCCGGAGGGUGUUUGCUCCCUCCUUGCCCCGAGGGCUGCUCGAGCGACCAGUGCUGCCCCCGCCCUUGGCCAUUGACACAGCCAGCUACAAGAUCUUCGUGUCUGGGAAGAGUGGCGUGGGCAAGACGGCGCUAGUGGCCAAGCUAGCUGGUCUGGAGGUGCCCGUGGUACACCACGAGACCACUGGCAUACAGACCACUGUGGUAUUUUGGCCGGCCAAGCUGCAGACCAGUGAUCGUGUCGUCAUGUUCCGCUUUGAGUUCUGGGACUGCGGGGAGACUGCGCUCAAAAAGUUUGAUCACAUGUUGCCGGCUUGCAAGGAGAAAACAGACGCUUUCCUCUUCCUCUUCUCUUUCACCGACCGUGCCUCCUUUGAAGACCUCCCUGGGCAGUUGGCCCGCAUAACAGGCCUGGGAACUGCCCCUCCUGCGGGUGAAGAGCGUGCCAGGGCGGCGGCUGGCAGAUGGGCGCACGCUGGAUGGGCGGGCUGGGCUGGCCGACAUUGCCCACGUGCUCAAUGGACUGGUGGAGCAGCUGUGGCACCAGGACCAGGUGGCAGCUGGCCUGCUCCCCAACACCCCAGACAACACUCCCAGCUGAGGUGUGGUAGCAUCGUGAGCGGGCACCUGUGAUCCCUGGUCCUGACCCUCAGGUGGCCCAGGACAGAGGGCAGGACCCAGGACCUAGGGCUGGGGCAGGAAUAUUGAUCCCAUCCUAAGGACUGGCCAGAGGGGCCUGAUCAGGGAGGAUGGUGGCCUGCAAAGCCCCCUGCUCCAGCAGCACUUUCCUUGCAGAAUUCAUGGCAAUGAAGUGGGGGCGCAACACUCUGUAGGGCAGUGGUUUGAGGCCCUCUGGGUUUCUCCCUCUGCCCUGGGGGUCUAGGCUCUAGAAAUUGAGGAACUGCAUGGACAGGACCCAGGACUCAAGCAUCUCCCACAAACUCCUGCUGUGCUUCCCCUUCUGCAUCGCCCAGGGAGGUUCACUGGGGAGAGGGGGUGCCCUAGCAGGGCCCUGGACCCCAGGAGCCUGUAUUUGUUGAGAUAACACCAUCUGCUGUACCAGAUAAACCCUGAAAUCUCAGUGACUUAACUCUACAAAGUUUUUUUCUUGCUUAUGUCUCACCUCACAUGGCGGUGAAGGUGGGUAUUGGCACGCCAUGCACUGGUUCAGAGACCCAGGCUGAGCUCUUCAACACGUGGCUUCCUAGGUUGCCCUGGGGCAUCAACAUCCAGUCAGCAGACGGAUGAGUGCAAGUGGAGGGUCAUCCAGGUUUCUGUGGACCCUGGCCUAGGGCAGUGUGCCUCAUUUCUGCCCACAUUGCAUUGGCCGACAUCUAGUCACAUGGUCACAUGGAGCUGCGCAGGA